This is a messenger RNA of Lachancea thermotolerans CBS 6340, 1587 nucleotides long. It is a transcript of the gene CCT2, whose product is annotated as chaperonin-containing T-complex subunit CCT2. Lineage: Eukaryota; Fungi; Ascomycota; Saccharomycetes; Saccharomycetales; Saccharomycetaceae. The coding region runs from base 1 to 1587 and encodes 528 amino acids. Gene Ontology annotation, biological process: protein folding. The transcript has a single exon. Gene Ontology annotation, cellular component: chaperonin-containing T-complex; cytosol. The record is from RefSeq and is a predicted model, not a curated record. Gene Ontology annotation, molecular function: ATP hydrolysis activity; ATP-dependent protein folding chaperone; ATP binding.
AUGCAGAGUGUUCAGAUAUUUGGUGACCAGGUUACGGAAGAAAGAGCCGAGAAUGCACGUAUGUCUGCUUUCGUUGGCGCGAUUGCCGUGGGCGACCUCGUGAAGACAACUUUGGGCCCCAAGGGCAUGGAUAAGCUGCUUCAAAGCGCUAGCAGCGACGCCUGCAUGGUGACGAACGAUGGCGCUACGAUCCUGAAAUCCAUCCCACUAGACAACCCAGCUGCAAAGGUUCUUGUGAACAUCAGUAAGGUCCAGGAUGAUGAAGUCGGAGACGGCACUACUAGUGUGACAGUUCUGAGCGCAGAGCUCUUAAGAGAGGCUGAGAAGCUGGUCGAGCAGGGGAGAAUCCAUCCACAAACUAUCAUUGAGGGGUUUAGAAUAGCUUCCGCUGCUGCAUUGGGCGCCCUUGAAAAGACAGCGGUGGACCAUUCUAAAAACAAGGAAAGCUUUUACCAGGAUUUGGUUUCCAUCGCCAAGACAACUCUGUCAUCCAAGAUUCUGUCCCAAGACAAAGACCAUUUUUCUAAGCUCGCUGCGGACUCUAUCAUGAGGCUGGGUGGAUCCACGAAUUUGGAGCACAUUCAAGUCUUGAAGAUCAUCGGUGGUAGACUAUCGGAUUCUUUCUUAGAUGAGGGCUUCAUUCUUCCAAAGAGAUUCGGGAAUAACCAGCCUAAGCGUGUCGAAAACGCAAAGAUAUUAAUUGCCAACACUUCUUUGGACACCGACAAAGUCAAGAUUUUCGGCGCCAAAUUCAAAGUUGACUCAACAUCCAAGCUAGCUCAACUCGAAAAAGCAGAGAAAACUAAAAUGAAGAACAAGAUUGACAAAAUCUCUAAAUUUGGCAUUAACACCUUUAUCAACAGACAGCUAAUCUACGAUUACCCCGAACAGCUCUUCACAGACCUGCACAUCAACUCCAUUGAACAUGCUGACUUCGAAGGCGUUGAAAGACUAGCACUGGUUACAGGCGGUGAGGUCGUAUCUACCUUUGACAGCCCAGAAAAGUGCAAGCUCGGAAGAUGUGAUCUUAUUGAAGAAGUCAUAAUCGGCGAAGACACUUUCACAAAAUUCAGUGGCUGUCAAGCCGGUGAAGCCUGUACCAUCGUUUUGAGAGGUGCCACUGAACAGGUGCUCGACGAAGCUGAAAGAUCUUUGCACGAUGCUCUUUCUGUGUUAUCUCAAACAACCAAAGAAACAAGGACGGUCCUUGGUGGUGGUUGCGCUGAGAUGAUAAUGUCGAAAGCCGUGGACACAGCAGCUCAAAAUGUCAGUGGCAAGAAAUCCCUCGCUGUCGAAGCUUUUGCCCGCGCAUUGAGACAGCUGCCAACAAUUCUCGCCGAUAACGCUGGUUUCGACAGCAGCGAGCUAGUUGCUAAGUUGAGGUCUUCAAUCUAUAAUGGCAUGACCACUUCGGGUCUGAACUUGAACGAUGGAAGUAUCGCCGACAUGAGAGAGCUCGGAAUUGUUGAGAGUUACAAGCUGAAGAGAGCUGUUGUCAGCUCUGCUUCCGAGGCUGCUGAGGUGCUGCUAAGGGUAGAUAACAUUAUUCGCGCCAAGCCAAGGACAGCAAACAGACAGCAUAUGUAA